CAAACAAGUCCCUGUUCUAGGAAAGGAGGAGGGGAAUAGAAAGAGGGAUAAUGGUUAAAACUGGACUGAUUGCUGGUAAGAGCAUCUAGUCUGAUUGAUAGAUGAAAAUGAGGUGCUGUGUUCUUCUGUGUCUGCUCCUGCAAGUUUUGGGAGGCUCAGAUCCUUAAAUGAGUAACAUGGCAUCUGACAUACACCCAUAGGCCUUCCUCUGUUUGAGCUGAGCUCAAAAGCAGAUGACGCUCUACGGAUGGCCCUCAAUCAAAUCAAUGCACGUUACGCCAGACUUCACCUGUACAGAGUGUCCAAGGCCUCUGUGAAGAGGAUUGUUCCUCUGGAAAUGGACACAUAUGAUCUGUUUCUGAGAUUUGGGAUCAGGGAGACAGAGUGCCAGAAAAACUCUGGGCUCGACCCUCAGGGCUGCAUGUACCGCAAGAGUUUCUUUGUGUCGGAGGCAGGGUGCUAUAUCAGAGUUCGAGUGGCUCAGCAGGUCACUACUAUCAUCUCUCUCAGAUGCACACUGGCAGACAGCUCAAGCUCUGAGUCCAGUGAGGAGAGGAGAUUAGAAUGGAACUAUGAUUCAAAUCAUUUUGGGACUAGAGACCACACACGUGCAACUUUAGCACCAAGAAUUAACAUGGCCCCACCUUUACAUUCGGAUCAUCACAACAACAGGGAAACCAGCAAUGUUCGAGGAGACAACUUCAGCAAUCACCUGCCAUUUCAGUGAUGGGCAGAAUAAAUAUUCUACACUGAAAGAUUAAGGUGCUGCUAACAUAAAGCCAGUGACUAAAGGAAAAGACUGUACUAUACAAAGGAUUUUGUCACAGGCUACCCAUAACUACAGACUCCAGUGAAACAUGAAAAUGAAACAUUUUGUGACAAAGAUUAUUCUGUGUAUGAACAUGAAUAGAAAACAUUCCAUCAUCAACCUUCCCCCAAGAAACCCAAUGAAAAGAUCAGAAACAUGUUUGAUAUCAACAUGUAUAAUUUCAUUUUAAAUUACACAUUUUCCAGAGAGAGAUAUGCAGGGCACGAUUUUCAUAGACCUUUGAUGGAUCAAGACCGGAUACUUCAAUAAUUUAAUAUUAACUUCAGUCAGUCACAUGAUCAUCUAAAGAACCUGAAAGUUUUCAUGAUAUUGUAAAUACAGUCAAUAAACCAAUUUUCCCAAAUUAAA
Messenger RNA from Myxocyprinus asiaticus (Chinese sucker), 1177 nucleotides. RefSeq names its product secreted phosphoprotein 2 (gene spp2). Gene Ontology annotation, cellular component: extracellular region. The coding region runs from base 248 to 727 and encodes 159 amino acids. The transcript is spliced from 6 exons. The record is from RefSeq and is a predicted model, not a curated record. Gene Ontology annotation, biological process: bone remodeling. NCBI's taxonomy places the organism in Eukaryota, Metazoa, Chordata, Actinopteri, Cypriniformes, Catostomidae.